UUUUUUUUUAGGGUUGAUGGCGGUUAAUCACCGUUUUAAUUGAUAAAAUGAAUUGAAACUUAAAUUACAGUUUCUUUUGUUCUUUUAAAGAACACAUGUGGUUUUGUUAUUUAAACUUGUCAUUGAUGUACAGGCAAGAAUUGAGUGCCAGCGCAGGAGAGAUGUUACCACUAUCCCCCCAUGGUUGUCUUCUCAGAGGUCUUUGUUGCUCUCCUAGCCGGUGAUUAGCCGGUUCAGUUAUCCUCAGUCUCCGUCUGUUUUAAAGUGAAAACACACUGUGUUCGAACAAACACUUCACUCAGUAAGAAAUUAUUUCCACAUAAACAUCUGUCAGCUGGCAUACUUCAAAUUUGAUAACAUUUAGCUGCAGCUCAUAUUUUUUAAAUAAAUAAUUAAGCCUAGCUACAGUAGUGUUAGUCUGAAUGAACAUGUGCUAAUAAAAAAGUUGUUACUGAUUAGUGAUUCAAUCUGUGGAAACAUGGUGAAGAGGCCUACCUAAAUUUUCAAACGUAGUGGGGUCAAGGGUUAGACUCUGACCUGAGUAAAACCAGUUUGUAGGGUAAAUCAGUUCAUUAUUACAGACCUAUGUCCCCAACCAACAUCCAUCACCCCACUUUGCAUUCAAAUGUGUACACGCCUACAUGAUCUGGUGAGAUGUUGGACUCCAGUGACUGCACCUUGUCCUUGGACAAUCUGUUCUUUGAGAAACCCAUUGUCCACAAAGUAAUGCCGCUGAACCAGGAGGCCAGUCCAUGGCAGCUGGAAAUGCCUCCAUCUCUUUCUCAGAUUCCAGCCACUCAGGAUAUUCAGGAAGAGGCAGAAUCACUCUUUACCCUAUACAGUUUCUCACAGAAAUCCAAGAAGUUCCUGCCCCCAGUAUCCACUGGCCUCUUAUCAAAAAUCAACAGUUCUUACAGUUUUAGCAAUGACGAGAAAAAGAUUGAGGAGACUCAGGGUGGCAGCAACAGUAACAGCAUCAGCAGAUGUGAUGGCCUUUGGGGAGUUGAAGGGUUCAGGUAUUACACUCAGGGUGCCUGUCAGAGUGGCAGAGGUGGAGAUGAAACCCCGCAGGACUCUGGUCAUGCAGCCAUCAGCAGGAGGUGUUUGUCUCUGGACUGCAGCAAAAGCCCACCUUUAAGAAAAAGCUUGUUCAAGGUUCAGGUGUUGUACACUGGAGGUGACUCGUCAAACACGGAUGACCUCAGUAGCAGCGGCGGCAGCAGCCAGACAGCAUCCAGACCUCAAACUUUUCUCAGCCGGGUUACCAUGGCGACAGUGCCUCCUCCUCUUCAGCCGCCACGGGCGACAGUUAGCCAGGCAGCUCCUCCUUUCCCCUCAAAGCCCCCCCUUUCACCCCCUCCUCUGGGCUCAUCUGCAGCGAACGGCCAACCCCCCCGUCAGGCGACACAUGCAGAGAUGCCGGACAAGGGCACAAAGAGAGCCUUCGUUCCGCCCAUGACGCCUCAGCCACUCUGCAUACAAGGUUCGGGGUCUGAAGUUUUGCGACCUGUUUCUGAAAUCCCAUCUAAGUUCAGAUCUGUCUUCAGUGAGUUCCCCUUUUUCAACUACGUUCAGUCCAAAGCGCUCGAUGAUGUUCUUUACACAGGUAAGAACUUUGUGGCAUGUGCUCCUACUGGAUCUGGUAAAACAGUGCUGUUUGAGCUGGCCAUUAUUCGCCUUCUAAUGGAGACGUCAGAGCCCUGGAGAGACGUCAAAGCUGUCUAUAUGGCCCCUAUCAAAGCUCUGUGCAGUCAGUGCUUUGAGAGCUGGAAGAAGAAGUUUGGCCCUCUGGGGCUGAACUGUAAGGAGCUUACAGGUGACACAGAGAUUGAUGACUUCUUUGAGAUUCAGGACUCCCACAUCAUCCUGACCACACCCGAAAAAUGGGAUAGCAUGACAAGAAAGUGGAAGGAUAACUGUCUGCUGCAGCUAGUCAGGCUCUUCCUUAUCGAUGAGGUUCAUGUGGUGAAAGACGCGACCCGUGGUGCCACCUUGGAAGUGGUGGUGAGCAGGAUGAAGGCAGUACAUGCCUACAGGACAGCACAGAAUCCAGAGGCAGGCCUCUCUAUGAGGUUUGUGGCUGUGUCAGCCACCAUACCCAACAUCUCUGAUAUAGCAGACUGGCUGUCUAAUGAGACCGGUCCAGCCACAUAUCUAGAUAUGGAUGAGAGUCAUCGUCCAGUGAAGCUGAGAAAGGUGGUGCUAGGUUUCCCCUGCAGCCCAAACCAAACAGAGUUCAAGUUUGACCUGUCACUCAACUACAAGAUGGCCAACAUCAUACAGACUUACUCUGACCAGAAGCCUGCUCUGGUGUUUUGCUCUACCAGGAAAGGAGUCCAGCAGUCAGCUGCAGUUUUGGCCAAAGAUGCUCGAUUCAUCAUGAGCAUUGAGCACAAGCAAAGGUUGAUGAAAUAUGCAAACUCCAUUCUGGAUUCAAAACUGAGAGAUCUGGUGAUGUUAGGAGUUGGUUACCACCAUGCAGGGGUUGACUUGGCAGAUAGGAAGCUGAUAGAAGAGGCCUUCACUCUGGGAGACCUGCCUGUUCUCUUUACCACCAGGACUCUGGCCAUGGGGGUGAACCUGCCAGCUCAUCUGGUGGUAAUCAAGUCCACCAUGCAGUAUGUUGCAGGCUCCUGUGAAGAGUAUAGCGAGGCUGACCUGCUGCAGAUGAUAGGCCGAGCUGGGAGACCACAGUUUGACACAUCAGCGACUGCAGUGAUCAUGACCAAGCUUCAAACCAGAGACAAGUACAUGAAACUUAUGAAUGGGAUGGAAAUUAUUGAGAGCAGCUUACACAGUCACCUGAUGGAGCACCUGAAUGCUGAGAUUGUUCUCCAAACCAUCAGUAAUGUCAACAUGGCUCUGGACUGGAUACGCUCCACCUUCCUCUACAUCAGAGCCCUCAAAAACCCCACACACUACGGUUUCUCCGCCAACUUAGACAGAUGUGGAAUCGAAGCAAAACUGCAAGAACUGUGUCUGAGAAACCUCAACUCUCUGUCCUCCAUUGGUCUGAUCGACAUGGAUGAAGAUAUCAACAUCAAACCAACAGAGGCUGGCAGGUUGAUGGCGAGGUACUGCGUUGCUUUUGAUACCAUGAAACAGUUCUGCAAAGUGGCUGGCACUGAGAACCUGUCCGACCUGAUAGAGCUGUUGUCGAGGAGCAGAGAGUUCAGCGACAUCCAGUUGAGAAUGAAUGAGAAGAGGUCCUUAAACACUUUGAACAGGGACAAGAACAGGAUCACCAUCAGGUUUCCCAUUGAGGGAAAGAUCAAAACCAGUGAGAUGAAAGUGAACUGCUUGAUUCAGGCUCAACUGGGUUCCAUCUCAAUUCCAGAGUUUGGACUUACACAGGACACAGCAAAGAUCUUCAGAAAUGGGAUGCGUAUCAGCAAAUGUCUGUCAGAGUUCCUGAGUCAGCGAUCCAAGACUGGUUUUUCUGCCCUGCUCAACUCCCUGAUCCUCGCUAAGUGCUUCAGAUCAAAGCUUUGGGAAAACUCACCCUAUGUUUCCAAACAGCUGGAGAAGAUAGGCCAGACUCUGUCAACAGCCAUGGUGAACACUGGACUCACCACUUUCAGCAAAAUAGAGCAAACCAACCCCAGAGAGCUUGAGCUGAUUCUCAACAGACAUCCACCAUUUGGCAACCAAAUCAGAGAAUCUGUCGUACACCUCCCUAAGUAUGAAGUUACACUGGAGCAGCUCCCAAGAUAUAACUGUGCUACAGCAGAGAUCGUGGUGAAGGUGAUCCUAAAAAACCAAGCACAGCUGCUGUCCAGAAGAACAGCUCCGGACCACCACUACGUCUCCCUGAUCAUCGGAGAUUCUGACAACAAUGUGGUCUUUCUACAGAAACUCACGGACUUGGUGCUGUUGAAGUGUGGCAGCUGGUCGAGGAAGAUUGAGGUGGCGAAGGCCUCAAAAGGAGAGGAGAUCAGUGUCAGUCUCAUCAGCUCAGAAUAUGUGGGCUUUGACAUCCAGCAGAAGUUCAAAGUGUACUACUCAGGAGCUAGGAGGUUUGGUGCUGAUAAUCCAUACAACAUACCGUAUAAUGCUGCUGGACAGAGACCGCAGCACUCUGCACUGAAACCACAGUCUACAGAUCAGGCUACACCCCAGAGGGAAGAUGUCACAUCUGCUACAGACCAAGAAAACAUGACAACUUCACAAUCCGAUUUAGGCGACAAAAGACAGUGCAACCAUUUCUGCAAGAAUAAGGAUCUCUGUGGCCAUGAGUGCUGUAAAGUAGGUGUGACUGUGGCAAGGAAGAGGUCAGCAAAUCAAGAAUGCAGUUUUUCUUCUUAUUUGAAAGACCUGAGGAGCAGGUGUGACACACUGGCACAGACUCCUGUCAAACGACUCAAGAUGAAGAUGAGUGAGGAGUCUGUGUCUGUCAACAUGCAGGAGUUUGCUUACAAACCCAAAGAGCGGCUUCCUACUGUUUCUUGGUAUGGGAUAGAUGGCUGUGAAGCUUCAGUGAGACCUCACACUAAGAUUGUGGAUCUGACAGGAGUUGACUGCACUCAACCGACAGACAUAAUUCAUCUGGAUGAUUUUGACAGUGAUUAUGACUGUGAUGGAGACAUGCACGGGAUGAUGGAGGAGCCGGUCCAAACCCCUGCUGCAUCUCAUGCUCACCAUCAAAGUUCUUCAGCGUGGAUGAACAGAGGAACGAGUGGUUGGAGUCAGAAUCCUGAACAGCGUCUAAACCAGAUCAACCAGUACACUCACUGUCAAACUGUUUCACCCUCACAAAUACCAACAGUCAGCUUUGACCUGGGAAAUGAGUGGGAUGACUUUGAUGAUGAGAACUUGGUACAUGCCAGUGAGACAUCGUUUGCCUCGAGCACAGCAAAUGUUAAACCUCAAAUCCAGCAGUCUGUUGAAAACAACAUGUCAGGUUUUGCUGCUACAUCAGCACCCCUGUUUUCCAGUUCCCCACAAGUCAAAUCCUGCAUGACUGCUGCCAAGACACCACUGAGGCCAAUUUCGCCAAAUGUAAAUCCUGAAAUCAGAAGGCCAGGACCCUCACUGGUCACAGUCAGACCACAGAACAGAAUCACACUCGACUGGAAUAAAAAGAAACCAAGCAUCUUCAGUGAAGAUAUCACAGGAAAAACACCAGAAAGUUUCCCAAAACAGACGCAUGUGGUUCCAACGUCUAGAAGGUUUGAUUUCUUCUCAUCAAUGCGAGGCCCAGCCAACACAAGCUCAUGUGUCAACAGAAGCAUCAACAGCAAAGAGGAGGAAGCUUUCCUCGGGAUAUUUGAUGGUAUAUUUUAGAAGCAGUGCUUGUCUGUCUCUGCUAUGAAUUUAUUAUUAGCAAGUGUUUUCUUUAUGUUUGUGUUCAUCUUUCUAAAACCUGUCAGCUUUACAUCAACAAUUGUCAACUGUUGUUAAGUCAUGUUGUCAUAUUGUAAAUGAAACAAAUGGUUUCUAAUGUUGUUCAAAUUGUUUCUA
This is a messenger RNA of Lates calcarifer (barramundi perch), 5460 nucleotides long. It is a transcript of the gene hfm1, whose product is annotated as helicase for meiosis 1. NCBI's taxonomy places the organism in Eukaryota, Metazoa, Chordata, Actinopteri, Centropomidae. The record is from RefSeq and is a predicted model, not a curated record. The transcript has 40 exons. Gene Ontology annotation, molecular function: nucleic acid binding; ATP binding. The coding region runs from base 655 to 5283 and encodes 1542 amino acids.